CAGAGAUAGAGCAACUCAUGCAAGACUGUGUGCUUCCUCUUACUUCCUGUAAACUAGCAAGGCUGAAGAAGUAACCCGCGUUUAUUGUUCAAACUAAUUUUCACUUUCUCAGCUGUAAAGUUUUUUCCUCAGUUUUAUUUUUUCAGCACUAUUUUGUCUUCCAGGGCUCACAUGAAACAGCUGUCUGAAGAGUGUCAACGAGUGUGUGCUUCUAAAUCAGAAAACCCACAGAGGUGAAUAACCUGACAUCAUCAAUAUAACGUUGCUUUAACAAAGCAUUGUCUACACAGUCACUGUGAUAUACGUGUGAAGCUAAAAAACCUGCCAUAAAGCAUUGACUGCUGCAGACCAUCAAAGCAGUAGUCUCCAUCCUACUGAGACAUAAUGAUUACACUUGAUGGCAGCCCAAUCCAAAAGUGUGACUAUGAUGUAAAACUGGAACAGCGUGCUGUAAAGCACAGAAAUCUUGGGGAUCGGAACAACAUAACAACAUGUCGAAGUCCAACCAGAGAUGUGGACACGAAAAGGAUUAAGAAUGAACUACACCGCAAAAGGCAGGAUGAAUUUUCAAAGAGACGACCAGCUGACUGCAGUGUGAACACUCUGUUAUCUCCACGGUCAAGACACAAUUUUGCACGAGAGGGAGGUCGUGUGACGCAAAUGUUUACAUCAUACAGGCAUCCAAAAAUAAGCCCAAUUAAGCAGUCAGUGUCGACUUCUUUACUGAACAAUGAAAAUACACAGAAGCAUGACAGUGUUGCAGCAGUUCUUGACUCACUUCUUCAUAGAGGAAAAGCAAAGCAAGAACGAGCUCUUCUUCGAGACAUCACCCAGCUUACAAACAACGACAGAACCCUCCAUACUGCUAGUGUGCAGACUGAGUCAGGCAUUGCAACAGUUAACGAACAGGACAUUCAGGAGUUGGCAUCUUGUUUAGAGGAGGCGUUAUAUAGAGAGAAGGUCCUGAAAAAAAAGUUGACUGCCCUUCAGAAGAGUACAUCUGCACUAAUGCAGGCCUCUGAACUGCUGUGGAAGACUCGUUGUGAUGAAGAUCUACUGAAGAACAAGAUCAAGACACUGGAGGCUCAGCUACAGCUGUGCAUGAAGCAUGUUCCUCAAAAUGGACUAACGGAGGUGGUAUUAAAUAUGGAGAAACAGAAGGAGGAGUAUGAAAAAAAGGCAAUGGAGGCCAUUCAGAAGGCCACAGAGGAGAAUUCAGAAGCACAGAGCAAGCUGCAGAAUCUACACGAGGCACUACAGGUGGCCCAGGCAGAGUCAUUGAGGUGGCAGAAGCUGUAUGAGGAGCUGAGAGAGAGCUCCAACCUCUUGAGGAAGAAACAGGAUGAGAGCACUGAUCAGCUCCAGCAGCUACAGAAUCAGCUGCAGAGAUCCAAGGAACAGGACGAGUCACUGAGGGAGCAGUGUAACAUCCUGCAGCAGGACAAUGCUGACUUUUCCUCUGAAAUCCUUCUGCUACAGCAGGACAACCAGACUCUGAAAGAAGAGCUAGUGAAAUUCGCAGAUAACGCGCAAGGAUCUUGGAAUAAUAUCACAGAAGUGCACAAGCAGGGACUUGAGUCAUACCAGUUUGUUGAGGUGGAUAAUAGCGUCGCUAAGCAGCUCCGCCAGACCAAACAGAGACUCAGCCUAAAGGAAAAGGAGUGUGAGGAUCUGAAGAAAGAGCUGGAGGUCCUGGAGCAGGAGUGUUACGGUUAUCAGGCUCGUGUGGCUCAGUGUCUGAAUGAGCUAAAUACUAUAAGUGCUCGCAAUAGCAGAAGCAUGCGAAGGAGACGUUUCUGUAGCACUCUGUGCUGGACUCUGUUCUUCAUCCUGAUGCUAAUUGCAAUAAUGGUUGCUGUUUGGAUCUACCGUCCAUCAGUCAGGGAGCAGCUUCAUGAAUUUUACUCAGCAGUGGAGGAGAGAGUGGAGGACUAUUUAAUGCAGGCAGCAUCCACGCAACAUGCACGCUGCUUCAGACCUGUUUGAGAAAGACACCUUUAAAUUCACAUGUUUAUAACGUUUAGGAUAAUAUUUAUUGGUUGUAUAUCAUAUAUUUAUAUCAUGAUAUAUGUACAUUAUGAUAUGAGCCAAAAUACACCAUGAAUAAUGCUAUCUGCACAGUGUGUGUAGUAUGUAAAAUGGAUUAUGAGGUUAUGAAUUUGUACCCCUAGCCCAUAACUUUGUAAGGUUUCAAAGUGAGGUGGCGUGUCCUUCAUACAUAAUAAAGUUUCAUAUGUAUUCAUGAUCUUUCUUAUCUUUAUCAGUAUGUUCUAAUGAUCCCAAAAUAGCAUUGUUCCAUUUCAAGUUCAUAUUUUCAGACUUUAGUUAAUUGAAAUCAAAGCCUUGAAUAAAAGCUGUGUACA
Messenger RNA from Clarias gariepinus (North African catfish), 2363 nucleotides. RefSeq names its product TRAF3-interacting JNK-activating modulator. The record is from RefSeq and is a predicted model, not a curated record. Bases 385 to 1986 code for a protein of 533 amino acids. The transcript is spliced from 14 exons. Lineage: Eukaryota; Metazoa; Chordata; Actinopteri; Siluriformes; Clariidae.